UUUAAAAUACAUGGCAACCCGUACGGCGCCGUGAAGCUAGCUGCUGGUCUGUGCUAGCUAACUAGCUAGUGACAGUGGGUAUUAUUAGUGCCAACGCAAGAGGGGCAGGGUGACGGUGCCCGCCUGGUAUAGAUGCUACUGCUAACUUCAUUCGUCCAGCCAUCACGCUAAAUUGAUGUCUGGGAAGAUAAUAGCUAUUAUUCUAUCUAAGUAUUAAUUAGUCUAGCUGUCAAACGUUAGUCAGUCGCUAACUCGCUGCUGGCUGUCCGACACCGAACAUGUCAGAACCAACGGUGGCGGAUACUCGUCGGUUGAACUCCAAGCCCCAGGAUCUAACAGAUGCUUACGGUCCCCCAAGCAAUUUUCUGGAAAUUGACGUUUAUGACCCACAAACUAUUGGAGUUGGGCGGAACCGUUUCACAACUUACGAAGUUCGUAUGCGGACAAACCUUCCCAUCUUCAAACUGAAGGACUCGUGCGUCCGGAGGAGGUACAGUGACUUCGAGUGGUUGAAGAAUGAGUUGGAACGAGACAGCAAGAUUGUAGUGCCCCCACUGCCUGGCAAGGCCCUGAAGAGGCAGUUGCCUUUCCGGGGGGAUGAGGGCAUCUUCGAGGAGUCCUUCAUCGAGGAGCGACGGCUCGGCCUGGAGCAGUUCAUCAACAGGUGCCUAUGGACGCAGGCUAGAGCAGUCAGCCCUGUAACCCAGCAUUACCCUGCCCUACAACCCAGCCGUGUAACUCAGCCCAGAAGCAGAGGUGCUAGCCAUAUGCUGAGGUCCAGAGGAAAGGUGUGUAGUGGUGGAACUGACCAGAAGCAGCCCGCGGUCCCAACAUGUCCUGACACAGAUGCUACCAGCUCCCACUCCACUUGUUUCUACUUUUGUCUUUCCCUGUCUCUAUCUUUCUGUUUCACAGUCACUCUUUAAGCCCCAGGUGUGCCCCCAGUCCCAGGUGUGCCCCAGGUAGUCCCAGGUGUGCCCCCAGUUCCAGGUAGUCCCAGGUGUGCCCCCAGUCCCAGGUAGUCCCAGGUGUGCCCCCAGUCCCAGGUGUGCCCCAGGUAGUCCCAGGUGUGCCCCCAGUUCCAGGUAGUCCCAGGUGUGCCCCCAGUCCCAGGUACCCCACGUAGUCCCAGGUGUGCCCCCAGUUCCAGGUGUGCCCCCAGUCCCAGAUAGUCCCAGAUGUGUGCCCCCAGUUCCAGGUAGUCCCAGGUGUGCGUCUAUCCCCAUUUUGUCUAACUGAUGUUGGGGCCUAGUUGAGUUAACUGAUGUUGGGUCUAGCUGGUGUUAAGGUCCUGUUGAGCUAGCUGAUGUUGGAGCUAGCUGGUGUUUAGGUAUAGCUUAGCUAGAUGGUGUUGCAGUCUAACUGAGCUAGCUGGUGUUGGGGUCUAACUGAGCUAGCUUGUGUUGGGGUCUAGCUGGUGUUGCGGUCUAACUGAGCUAGCUUGUGUUGGGGUCUAGCUGGUGUUGCGGUCUAACUGAGCUAGCUUGUGUUGGGGUCUAGCUGGUGUUGUGGUCUAACUGAGCUAGCUGGUAUUGGGGUCAAGCUGGUGUUGGUGCCUAGCAGAGCUAACAAAUGUUGGGGCCUGGCUGAGCUAGCUGAUGGUUAGACACUGGGCUCAGUCUGAGGCCUGAUGAAUGACUCGCAAACAGACAUGUAAGGUUACCUUCUAUCCCCAGCAUUUCUCCUAUCAUUAAGCAUUUGGUAUUAUGGUAUGGGCCAUGUCUCCUCUCGCUCCUGCUAUGGCGUCUGGAGGCCCCUGCCUCCCUCUUGUUCCUCCAGGCUCCACAGCUGCAAGUCUGGAGUGUCAUCCUGAGGCUGGAGACACUACUCACAUUCAUCCUACUCUGCAUUUUUCUUUCGAUAAUAAUUGAUGAUAAUCCAUCAAUGUUUGUUUUUUUCCCUCUUUUUUUAAUUUUUUACUCGGAUCAUUGUAAAGUAUAUUCCCUGUUUGUAUUCAGACAAAAACGAUUAUAUUGUAUAAUUCCCCUCUAUGCUGAGAUCCAGCAACAUGUAGCACCCUUGAGAACAGCUGUAAAUUACAUUCCCACUUUACUGUGCAUUGGCCGCUGCAGAAAAAUCUAUCCAAACAUGCUUUUAUAGUACUAUUAUGUAUUAUGGUUACUUUGAUUAUUAACUCUGGUGGUCUUACUCAGGCCUGCCGGCCCUUCUGUGUUAGGGAAUGCAACGUCAGGUAAACUGGUCAUAUCUAACACUGUGAAACACUGUGUCAUCCUUUAAGGUGCAUUCCGCAUCGUGUUGGUUGGUCUGAGACAAGGCUUGUUCAUCUUUUUUGUGAUUGAUGUGUUUUAAUGUCAAAACAGCACUAACAUGUAGCCUUGCUGUUUGGCCCAUCAAUAAAGCCCCACUUCCUGUU
Messenger RNA from Osmerus eperlanus (European smelt), 2374 nucleotides. RefSeq names its product sorting nexin-12. Gene Ontology annotation, biological process: endocytic recycling; late endosome to Golgi transport. The transcript is spliced from 4 exons. Bases 279 to 926 code for a protein of 215 amino acids. Gene Ontology annotation, cellular component: retromer complex; early endosome membrane. Gene Ontology annotation, molecular function: phosphatidylinositol-3-phosphate binding. NCBI's taxonomy places the organism in Eukaryota, Metazoa, Chordata, Actinopteri, Osmeriformes, Osmeridae. The record is from RefSeq and is a predicted model, not a curated record.